AUGGUGACGGUCUUCUAUGGUUCUGACAUCUUUGUGCCCUUGGCCUCCAGCUAUUCUCAUGGAGUAUUUCUUCAGCUCUUCCUCCUUGUGGCAUUCCCGAGCUUGGAGAGCCUGCCUGGCAAACUGAAGAAGUGGGAACAAUGCUUCAAGGACCCUGACUAUGACGAACUGGUGGAUAUUGCCAAAAAUGGAUUGGAAAAAAGGUGUAAUUCAAAGAAGGUGGUGAUUGUUGGGGCAGGAAUCAGUGGACUCACAGCUGCCAAAUUGUUGAGAGAUGCUGGUUGCAAGGUUCUGAUUCUGGAAGCCAGUGGCCACUUGGGAGGACGCAUCGAGACCUAUCGAGAACGAGAUUGGUACAUGGAUCUGGGACCCAUGCGUUUGCCAAAACAUCACAGGAUUGUGCGUGAAUUUAUUAAACAAUUUAGACUUAAACUGAAUACAUUCUAUAAUAUUGAUGCGAAUGCCUGGUAUUUGGUUAACAAUGUCAGAGCAAGAUAUAAAGAUGUGGAAAAAAACCCUGAUAUCUUGCGGUACCCUGUGCAUCCCGCAGAGAAGGGAAAAUCUGCCACUCAACUUUAUGAGCAGACACUGGAUAAGGUGACAACAGACUGCAGUGCUCUGAAAGAGAAAUAUGAUUCCUUUUCCACCAAGGAGUAUUUGAUUAAAGAAGGAAAUUUAAGUAGAGGAGCCAUCGACAUGAUUGGUGACUUGCUGAAUGAAGAUGGUAGAUUUUACAUGUCAUUUCUUCACUCAGUCAUGGCUCAUGUUACCUUCUCCAACAACAGUUACGAUGAGAUAACGGGGGGAUUCGAUCAACUUUCUAAUGCUUUCUACCAGUAUAUUCGUGGGAGUAUUCAGUUUCACUCUCCAGUAGUGAAGAUACUAACCAAGGGUGACCAAGUGAGAGUGUUUUACCGUAGGGCAAACACAUCGGUACCCUUAUCUGUGACGGCCGACUAUGUCCUUGUAACAACCACUGCAAAAGCCGCACGGCUCAUUAAAUUUUCUCCACCUCUUUCUCCUCUCAAGACCCAUGCCCUGCGCUCCAUUCACUACUCAAAGGACGUUAAGAUUGCUUUGGCCUGUACUAAAAAGUUUUGGGAGAAGGAUGGAAUCCAUGGCGGGAGAUCAAUCACUGAUCGCCCAUCCAGAUUCGUCUACUACCCCAGCCACAAUUUCCCCAGUGGCCUGGGCGUGAUCCUGGCUUCCUACAUUUGGGGCGAUGAUGCUGAAUUAUUUAUUUCCCUUAGUGAUGAAAAGUGUGUUGAUGUGGUGCUGGAGGACCUGGCAGAAAUCCACCAGGUGCCCAAAGAUUAUAUCCGGAGUGUCUGCAAUAAAUAUGUGAUCAAGAAAUGGGGCCUAGACAGAUAUUCCAUGGGCUCAUAUGUUUCCUUCACCCAGUACCAAUAUGUCGACUACUCCAAGGCUCUGUUUCAGAAUGAAGGAAGAAUCCAUUUUUCAGGAGAACUCACAGCCCAGCCUCAUGCCUGGAUCGACACUGCUAUGAAAUCUGCUUUGAGAGCAGCCAGGAACAUCCAUGCUGUUAUUAACGCCUCACCGAGGCAGCAACAUGAGCUGAAGGAAAAUGAACUUUAA
Terrapene triunguis (Three-toed box turtle) is the source of this 1596-nucleotide messenger RNA. RefSeq names its product L-amino-acid oxidase-like. Gene Ontology annotation, molecular function: L-amino-acid oxidase activity; polyamine oxidase activity. The record is from RefSeq and is a predicted model, not a curated record. Bases 1 to 1596 code for a protein of 531 amino acids. Gene Ontology annotation, biological process: amino acid catabolic process. The transcript is spliced from 7 exons. NCBI's taxonomy places the organism in Eukaryota, Metazoa, Chordata, Testudines, Emydidae.